CCUCUUCCUCCUCCUCCUGCUGCUGCUGCCUGGGCUCGCUCGGCGGCGCGGCUGGCGGCCGGGGGGGGGCUCAGGGCUGGCUCUGGGACCGGCCCCCGCCACAGGUGAUGUCCCCAAGGGCUGCGCCCCGCCACAGGAACCAUGAGGCGUCCCGCUGCUGCCAGCAACCUUCUGCUGUGCCUGCUGGCCCUGGGGCUGGUCCCUGUGGGCUGGGGCAACCGGCUGCCCUACUUCAUAAACUACUUCUUCGACACCUACCUGCUGAUCAACGAGGACACCCCUGUGGGCUCCUCGGUGACCCAGCUGCUGGCCCGGGACCUGGACAAUGACCCGCUGGUGUUCGGGGUGGUUGGGGAGGAGGCCAGCAGGUUCUUCGCCGUGGAGAGCGUAACCGGUGUCGUCUGGCUCAGGCAGCCCCUGGACAGAGAGACCAAGUCGGAAUUCACGGUUGAGUUUUCCGUCAGCGACAGCCAGGGGGUGAUCAAGGGGACGGUCAACAUCCAGGUGGGAGACGUGAACGACAACGCGCCGCGCUUCCACAACCAGCCCUACAGCGUCCGCAUCCCCGAGAACACCCCGGUGGGCACUCCGAUUUUCAUCGUGAAUGCCACGGAUCCGGACCAGGGGGCGGGGGGCAGCGUGCUGUACUCCUUCCAGCCCCCUUCCAGCUUCUUCGCCAUCGACAGCGGCCGCGGCAUCGUGUCGGUCAUCCGGGAGCUGGACUACGAGGUGACACAGGCGUACCAGCUCCAGGUCAACGCGACGGACCAAGACAAGAACAAGCCGCUAUCCACUCUGGCCAACCUGGCAAUCACCAUCACGGAUGUUCAGGACAUGGACCCCAUCUUCAUCAACCUGCCCUACAGCACGAACAUCUACGAGAACUCGCCUCCGGGCACCACGGUGCGGAUGAUAACAGCAGUCGACCAGGACAAGGGCCGUCCCCGUGGCAUCGGCUACACCAUCGUCUCCGGGAACACCAACAGCAUCUUUGCGCUGGACUACAUCAGCGGGGCGCUGACCCUGAACGGGCCGCUGGACCGAGAGAACCCCUUCUACAGCGCCGGGUUCAUCCUCACGGUGAAGGGCACGGAGCUGAACGACGACCGCACGCCCUCCAACGCCACCGUCACCACCACCUUCAACAUCCUGGUCAUCGACGUCAACGACAACGCGCCCGAGUUCAACAGCUCCGAGUACAGCGUGGCCAUCCCCGAGCUGGCCCAGGUGGGCUUCGCUCUCCCCCUCUUCAUCCAGGUGCAGGACAAGGAUGAGGAAGGGAGGAGACUUUCUGCAGGUCUCCCAGGGGACCUUUGAGUCCCAAAGGGACUUUUCCUGGCAGCUCAGGUAGAUUAAGCAGUAGCAGCGAGGAAUACAAAACAAAACACCUUCCCCCC
Molecule: messenger RNA, 1397 nt
Organism: Oxyura jamaicensis (ruddy duck)
Lineage: Eukaryota; Metazoa; Chordata; Aves; Anseriformes; Anatidae
Gene: CDH23
Product: cadherin related 23
Exons: 12
Coding region: 142-1317 (391 amino acids)
Biological process (GO): homophilic cell-cell adhesion
Cellular component (GO): plasma membrane
Molecular function (GO): calcium ion binding
Source: RefSeq, a predicted model, not a curated record